This is a messenger RNA of Acanthochromis polyacanthus (spiny chromis), 7933 nucleotides long. Its product is annotated as adenylate cyclase type 8. The record is from RefSeq and is a predicted model, not a curated record. Gene Ontology annotation, cellular component: plasma membrane. Gene Ontology annotation, molecular function: adenylate cyclase activity. Gene Ontology annotation, biological process: adenylate cyclase-activating G protein-coupled receptor signaling pathway; cAMP biosynthetic process; intracellular signal transduction. Lineage: Eukaryota; Metazoa; Chordata; Actinopteri; Pomacentridae.
GAGCUGCUGAGGGGGUCAUGGGAGUUAGAUCUAUCAGUCUACAUGUGUUUUGUGGAUCUGGAGAAGGUCUAUGACUGUGUCCCCUGAGGACCUCUGUGGGGAUACUGAGGGAGUAUGGGGUACCAGGCUCUCUGAUAGGAGACAUUCAGUCCCUGUACAACCAAAGUGAGAGCUGUGUCCAUAUACUCAGGACAAAGUCAGACUUGUUUCCAGUGGGUGUUGGACUCCUCCAGGGCUGUCCCUUGUCUCUGAUCCUCUUUGUGGUCUUCAUGGAUCUCAAGGAUCAGCCGGGGUGAGGAGGGUGUCUGGUUUGGGGACCUCAGGAUCUCUGCUUUUAGCAGAUGAUGUGGUUCUGUUGGUUCCUCAGAUCUUCAGCAGCACUGGAGCGGUUUGCAGCUGAGUGUGAAGCAGUGGGGAUGUGGAUCAGAACCUCCAAGUCUGAGGCCAUGGUUCUCUGAUGGAAACCGGUGGUUUGGUCCCACUGGGUUGGGGGGAGUUUCUUCUCCAAGUGAAGGAGUUCAAGUAUCUCAGGAUCUUGUUCACCAGUGAUGAGAAAAUGGAGCUAGAGAUGGACAGGAGGAUUGGUGCAGCAUCAGCAGUAUUGAAGGCGUUGGACUGAACUAUCAAGGAGAAGAUCUCAGUUUACCAUCCACCUACGUUCCAACCCUCACCUAUGGUCAUGAGCUCUGGGUGGAGACCCAAAGGAUGAGAUCAUGGAUACAAGCGUCUGAAAUGAGCUUCCUCUGUAGGGUGUCUGGGCUCAGCCUUAGAGAUAGGAGGAGAAGCUGUCGCCUCCUUACAUCAGAGACUUUCUGAGCCUGGAGGAGACCCUGAGGUCGACGCAGAACCUGCUGGAGGAUUAUCAGGACUGAAGGACCUGAAACGACCCGCUGCCUCCUGAUCCCACAUCAGUAGAAGGAAAUAGUAAACACUAAAUAUAAGGUGUCUGUUUAUAAAAACACAUAUAAUAAAAAGAAUGAGAAGAUAGUAAAGAAUAAUGACAUUUAGAAACCAAAAACUUCUGUUAGCAUCAACACUGUUCAAGUUUGAAAUUAAGUAAAAUACUUAGAAGUGCUAAACAUGAAGAAAAACUGUUACAAAGGUUACUAUAAAAACAGUAAACUGACAAAAAAUAAAUUUAAGGUUGAACAUAUUUUAACUUUAGAUAAAAAAAACAUGUAAUAAACGUGGAAUAAUGUGAAAAAUACCAGGAUUAAAUUAGAAAUAUGGAAAAAGAAAAACUUAAAGAUUCUGUCCAAAAUUAAAACCCCUAAAACUACAAAAGACUUGAAGGGUCAAGAAAUGGAAAAGUAGUUUGUAAUUUUAGACAAUACUGUUACAAGUAAUCUGAUUACUGUUGGUCCCAGUGAUUACAAGUAAUCUGAUUACUGUGGGUCCCAGUGACUGCAGUAAUCAGAUUACUGUGGGUCCCAGUGACUGCAGUAAUCAGAUUACUGUGGGUCCCAGUGACUGCAGUAAUCUGAUUACUGUGUCGACGUGUUUCCUGACACAAACCCGGUGUGACCUGGUUGGAGGUCGGCCAAUCCCAUCAUGCACCUGAACUCUCCGUUAAUCUGUGAUUAAUGAGGUCCUUGGAGUUUCAGGGAGUCCUCAGACAUCUGCUGCCUUACAUCAGCUCAGGACACCAAGAGCUAAAGGUUCUCCUCCAGGAGCUAAAGAUUCUCCUCCAAGCCUGGAGAACGAUGACAGAAUGGUCCAAGAGGAAUGGGUUCCGUCGGAGGAACUAAAGCAAAAAAUGCUAAGAGGAACGCUGAAGAUGGAACAAAGAGGAAACUCAGGAGAAGCUGAAGUCUUCAUCUGGAACCAGAAGGUCAGUGGAUCAACCAAACCGUUCAUCUGAGUUCUUUAAAGGUUUUAUUUCUACCUGCUCUGGUUUGGUGACCAGACGUUAAAUCAGAUCCACCAUCUGUUCCAUCAGCCCCGUUCAGCUCAGAACUCAUCUAGACUCAUCACGUUUCAACAUUUUCUGCUAAUUCUAAUUCUAAUUAUCAGGUUGUUGAGCUGCAGGUUCCACAUGAGCACAGCCAGGCGGAAACUGAACUUUAAGGUAGAUAAAAUCGCCUGGGUUCAGGUAAAUCCCAGAGAAACCUGUUUAAAUUUACUUCUAACUGCUCAGAAUUCAGUGAAGCUACCUGGCCCAGCAGGAGCCAGAAAAGAUGGAGGCUAAAAGGCUAGUUCAUGGAGGCUAACAGGCUAGUUCAUGGAGGCUAACGGGCUAGUUCAUGGAGGCUAACGGGCUAGUUCACGGAGGCUAACGGGCUAGUUCAUGGAGGCUAACGGGCUAGUUCACGGAGGCUAACGGGCUAGUUCACGGAGGCUAACAGGCUAGUUCACGGAGGCUAACAGGCUAGUUCACGGAGGCUAACAGGCUAGUUCACGGAGGCUAACAGGCUAGUUCACGGAGGCUAACAGGCUAGUUCACGGAGGCUAACAGGCUAGUUCAUGGAGGCUAACAGGCUAGUUCAUGGAGGCUAACAGGCAAUUAAAUGGAGUCUAACAGGCUAGUAAAUGGAGUCUAACAGGCUAGUUCAUGGAGGCUAACAGGCUAGUUCAUGGAGGCUAACAGGCUAGUUCAUGGAGACUAACAGGCAAUUAAAUGGAGUCUAACAGGCUAGUAAAUGGAGUCUAACAGGCUAGUUCAUGGAGUCUAACAGGCUAGUUCAUGGAGUCUAACAGGCUAGUUCAUGGAGUCUAACAGGCUAGUUCAUGGAGUCUAACAGGCUAGUUCAUGGAGGCUAACAGGCUAAUUCAUGGAGGCUAACAGGCUAAUUCAUGGAGGCUAACAGGCUAGUUCAUGGAGUCUAACAGGCUAGUUCAUGGAGGCUAACAGGCUAGUUCAUGGAGUCUAACAGGCUAGUAAAUUGAGUCUAACAGGCUAGUUCAUGGAGGCUAACAGGCUAGUUCAUGGAGGCCAACAGGCUUGUUGACAGAGGCUAAAAUGCUAGUUAACAGAGGCUAACAGGAUAGUUAACGGAAGCUAACGGGCUAGUUGAUGGAGUUUAACAGUCUAGUUGAUGGAGGCUAACAAACUAGUUAAUGGGAACGAACAGGCUAGUUAAUGAGAUUAACGGGCUAGUUAAAGGAGGCUAACAGUCUAGCUAACGGAGGCUAACAGGCAGAUACAUCCAGCACAGUGAAAUUUCCUUCUAGAGUACAUGAAGUCUGUAGAGGUGGUUUAAAUGUAAAUGGUAAACAUCUCUAACAUUAAUUUUUCCCUCUACUGAAAACCUGUGGGUUCUUAGAAGAACGUCGGACAUACUGAUGCCAAAAUAGGAGAAAUUCACCUUUAGUUUCAGUUUUAGUUUUUUUAGGAGCAACUAACUGCAGGUGUUGAGGGAACAUCUGGAUCUUCUAAAGGUUUCAGUGAUUCAUGAUGAUAUAAAGCCGAUGCUGUGACUUUGCAGGGAGGUGGAAUCACCUGGUAACCAUGGACGACGGCUGCAUGCUGGAGAACGGCGACUGCAAGGUGGCGCCGCACGGCCCUGAUGUCACCUUCAGCACCUUAAGCCCCGCCUCCGGCCUCCAGCGCAAACGGCUGCUGUGGCAGAACGCCGUCAGAAACAUCAUCGACCAGCACAACCUGUACACCCUGAGGCUUGCCGGGGGCCUGGACCGAGGACGGCACUGCAUCACUGUGACCGACGCCUACAUCGCUGAAAUCAACAGGCAGAUUCGUAACAAAGCGUCUCGUGGAGCCUUCUGGCAGAAACGUCGAUCGUCUGCAGCUCGAGUUCAUCCGACGACACCAAAGAUCUCCACGGCGACGCACAACAGACAUGACCCACUGAGCGACACCGACUUCUUCGUUUCCUGUGGAUCGACUGUCCGAGGCGUCUUCAUUCCCACCAUGCAACACACAUUCAAGUCCUCGGACCUGGAGCAGCUCUACCAGCAGUUCUCUUCGGCUCAGAGGAGAACCUCGCUGGUGGUCACCAACACCAUUGACCUGUUGAUCCGGCUGCUGGUGUCGCUGCUGACGUGGCCGCCGGGCUGGGGGGGCGUGGCCUGCGAUUGGCUGGCCGGCCUGUCGGCGCUGCUGUGGGCGGGAACCUGCGUUCUGUCGCUGACCCGGAGGGAAGUGACAUCAUCACCGCGGUGGCUACGUUUCCUUGCGCUGAUCAGCUGGGUGUCGCAGGCCGCCCAGGUGCUGGUGGGCGUGUUCACCUGGGCGGACAGUGACCACUCCUGGUACGUCUUCUUCUCGCUGUUCUCCACCUACACGCUGCUGCCGCUGCCCCUCCUCUGGGCCAUCGUCGCCGGGGCAACCACCUCCACCCUGCACCUGUUGCUGGACGUCUGCUGUCACUACGGCGACCACACCUUCAUCCAGAAAGUGUUGUCCAAGGCCUUGCUGUACCUGGCCAUGAACACCGCAGGUCUGUUCAUCCACUACCUGUCUGACCGCACCCAGAGACAGGCCUUCCUGGAGACCCGGCGCUGCAUCGAGGGGCGAGUCCGACUGGAGAGGGAGAACCACCGACAGGAGCGCCUGGUGAUGUCCAUCCUUCCUCGCUUCCUGGUUCUGGAGAUGAUCGCUGACAUGGCCAUCAUGGAUGACUACCUGCUGCCACAGCAGAUCCAGAAGAUCUACAUCCACCACUACAAGGACGUCAGCAUCCUGUUUGCAGACAUCAUCGGCUUCACGUCGCUCUCGCUGAUUCUGUCAGCACAGGAACUCGUUAAGACUCUGAACGAACUCUUCGGUCGCUUUGACAGGCUGGCUGAGGAACAUCAGUGUUUGCGCAUUAAGAUCCUGGGUGACUGUUAUUAUUGUGUGUCAGGAGUCCCAGAGCCCCAGAGAGGACACGCUCGCUGCUGUGUGGAGAUGGGCCUCAGCAUGAUCAACACCAUACGGUACGUUCGUCGGGAGCUGCAGCAGGAAGUGGACAUGCGGAUCGGUGUCCACUCGGGUUCGGUCCUUUGUGGUGUUUUGGGUGUUCAGAAGUGGCAGUUUGACAUCUGGAGUUGGGAUGUGGACGUAGCCAACAGUCUGGAGGCUGCAGGAGUUCCUGGGCAGAUUCACGUCUCGCAGGCGACUCUGGACUGUCUGGGUGGGAUUUACGAGGCGGAGGCGGGGCAUGGCCAGGAGAGAAAUGAGUUCCUACGGAAACACAACAUCGACACCUUCCUGAUCCGCCCGGCGCCACGUGAGGAGGCAGAGCCUCCAAAAACGAGACGUCUGAGCUACGAGGAGAUGACAACGUGGAGCGCUGAGCUGCCGUUUGGAGACAUUCUGGGGAUGAACUUUAUUCUCGCCACCUUCACCAACGGCUCCCUGACCCAGCUGCCCAAUCAGGUCGCAGCUCAGCGGUCUGGGUCACGGGAGGUCAACAAACGGAUUCGUCAGGCCAUGGAGGUCCGGAGCAGCGAACGAAUGAGGAAGGAGCACAUCACCACCUUCACUCAGGUGUUCAAGGACUCUCACAUGGAGGGAAAGUACUCCCAGAUGAGAGAUGAACUCUUCAAGUCCAACAUGGUCUGUUCCUUCAUCCUGCUGAUGCUGCUGAUGGCUGUACAGGUGCUCAUCCCCUCCCCCAGAUAUCUUCCAAUGGCGGCUCAGUUCGUGGUCAGCGGCGGCGUCUACUUCCUGCUGCUGCUGCUGACGCGGGAGGAGUUUAAGCAUUGCCCCGCCCCCCUGCAGUCGCUCUGCUGCUGGAUUCAUGAAACUAAAAACGCACGAACGCUGCUGACGCUCACCGCUGUCACCAUCAACUUCAGCGUCGCCUCGGCCGACAUCCUGUGGUGUGAUUCAUCAGAGUCGUCCAUUAACAGCAGUGACUACCUGUUGUCUCCGCCCACCUCCACCUGGCCUGACAUCAACAUAUGCACCCAUCCAGAGUACAUGUUGCUGAGCGGUGUGGUUGCCAUGGUGACAUGCGCCGUGUUCCUGCGGCUGAGUUGCGUGUUGCAGCUGGCCGUCCUGCUGCUGGCCGCCGCCCACUACACCUACGUCAUCGAGACGCACAGGUCCCACCAGCUGUGCAGGAAAGGAGUCUGUGUGGUUCUCAUGGUGAUGUUUGUGGUGGCCGUCCUCUACAACGGAUGGAAGCUGGAGGGAACUGCCCGCUUGGACUUUCUGUGGCGUCUCCAGGCGAGGAAGGAAGUGGAGGACAUGAAGGAGCAGCGAGAACACAACGAGUGUCUGCUGCUCAACAUCCUGCCGGCUCACGUCGCAAAACACUUCCUGGAGAGAGACCGCAACAACGAGGAGUUGUAUUCCCAGACCUAUGAGCGGGUCGGAGUUCUCUUUGCGUCUCUUCCUGGGUUCUCUGAGUUUUACGAGCAGAAAGAACUCGUCCAUCAACACGUGGAAUGUCUGCGCCUCCUCAACCUGAUCAUCACCAACUUUGAUGAGCUGCUGGACGAGUGUUUCUUCCAGGAGGUGGAGAAGAUUAAAACCAUCGGCAGCUCCUACAUGGCAGCUUCUGGUCUGUCACCUGACCCACAGGAGUGUGAGGACAGCUGGCAUCACCUCAGUGAGUUGGUUCUGUUCGCUCUGGCCAUGAUGGAAACGCUGAAACACAUCAACACACACACAGGAAGUGACUUCCAGCUGAGAGUGGGUAUCGCCCAUGGGGCCGUCAUUGCAGGUGUGAUUGGAGCCACUAAACCUCAGUACGACAUCUGGGGAACCACAGUCAACAUGGCCUCUAGGAUGGAGAGUACCGGGGUCAGCGGCAAGAUACAGGUUCCAGAGUCCACCAGCUGCAUUCUGGUAGAACGAGGUUUUCUGCGACAGUUCAGAGGGAAGAUUUACAUCAAAGGCAUCAGCGAACGUCACGGAGAGGUACACACGUUCUUCGUGUCCAGUCAGGAGGAACGUUCCAGCUUCGUGGAGCGUGGUGGUGGCCGGGGCUUCAGCCUCAACAGGAACACUCUGGGAGCCGUGGUCUACAGCCUGGUCCAGGCCAGGAAGAGGGAGAAGCUGAGGGAGGAGAACGGAGGGUUCCACCUGGUGGAGGCCCAGUAGAAUGGAGGGUUCCACCUGGUGGAGGCCCAGUAGAACACAUGGUCUGGAUAAGGACGUUGCCAUAGAGACGGAACUCAGUCGUUCUACUAGUGAAACAACCACAGAACAGGUUCUGUAUAUGAUGGAACCAGAACAUGAAGAAGUUCUCCAAGGAACCCAGAAUAUUUAAACAUUUUGUUAAUCAGUUUUCAGGCAUUCGAAGCUCAGAUUUGGUGAAUGUUCCCGAAGGAACCAAACAUCUUAGAUGAAACAUUGAAGGACCGUUGGAAACAUGAAGAUGUGAUCAGGAGAGCCUGUGGUUCUGGAGUUUUUAAAGAUCGUCUUCUGAUGUCUCCUGGUGGAACCUGGUUGUGACUCAUUUUGUUCUUUUGGAGCUCCCAUGAUGCUUUGCAGGAUCCAGUCUUUAGAUGAGCAGAAACUGAAGGACAGAUUCUCUCUGGAGACCUGAACAUUUGUUCUGCUGGACCUGAUGGUUCCUCUGACCGAGUCGUGACUCUUGAGGACUAAACAGAUUCGAGGCGUAAAAGUGAAGAAGUUCUGCUUUUAAUUUGAAGCUCAAACCGAGGAAACGACAUUUUCAGAGACGCUGCAGAAGGUUCUGAUGGACUCACUGGAUUUCUGGAUUCAGAUGUUUUUCUCAUGAGGAUCGUCUGGACGAAUGAAGAGACAAAAAGAACUUCAAGCUGAAGAAAACGUGUUUAAGAGGAUUUGACUUUUUCAACCAUCAGGUCAUCUGAAGCUGGAACAACAAACUGUGACCAGUAGGUGGAGCUGUUUCUGGAAUAGAACUCCUGGUAAACUGGACCAGCAGACAUUUUUAGAUCGGUAAUUUUUAAACUUUAUUUGAUUUAAAAUCUGUUUUCUACUGACUGAAUUCUGGAACCAUAAACGUAGAAAAAUCAGCCUUCAGAAGGAGAAACUCAAUAAAAACCAGGAAAGAGA